CACCCCAAUACUCAAAACCUGUCUUUCCCUGCAUGAUAGAAAACACAUGGCCACAUGUAGACAACUCAACUUCUGUGCAUAUUUACUGGAAUCUGAAUCAGCUGUUAAUUGGUUAGAGUAAAAGUACAGGUGUUUGUACUAUACCUGCCAAGGCUAUUAGCAGUUGGGUUGAGAGGAGUGGGUGGAAUUUCAAUCAGGAAAAUGGCAGAGGGGAAAAGGUAUCAUCACAUGAUGGAAUAUGGCGAAGGCCCACUUUGGCAUUUGCUCGCCUGGCCCUGAAAGAUGUGUGGUAGGAAAAUGCCAUGGGGUGGGAGUUGUUUACAGUGAAGUCGUAGCCUGUAAAUCAUCUGUUUAUAGGGAAGUAAAACGAAAGUCCCGUGUAUGACAGAGCAGGAAUUACAAUUCUGCCGACCUUCACCAAACAGAGAGGCAACAGGGCGUGAGAGGAGAGUUAGAUUGGUGAAAUGGCAGCAAGCUAGGAAUAGAGAAAUCGGCACUUUUUUAUAUUCCAGAUCCGUUCGUCCAAUUCUUUGGCACUUUAACUACAAGUAAGCUAAUCCCUGGGCUUUCCCCCCCAGCCCUCUCAGGUAGAGGUGCCAUUAUAAAAGAGCAGGGGAGGUGUUCAUGGUGAGUUCUGGCACCUCUUUUUCUAGAAAAAUAGCACUGGGUAAUCCUAACAGCUGGGCAUGAGGUACAGAAGACCCUGAGAAAGUUUGGCAUAGAUCACUUGCAUACCUAUUGCACCUGUCUCAAACCUGAAAUCCUCGGCAUUGUGCCGCUGACUAAUAAAAAACAAUAAACAAAAUUGAAGUGAGAGAGGAAGACAGAAGAAGCUGAACAGGGCAGUCCACACUAGUGAAAUGAUUAAAGAUUAACCCCCCUUGCCUCCUGCCUCCACCCCUCUGGGUUGUAUAGGCCUUGAAGCUCAGCAGAUCCUUUCAGAGAAAUAUUUGAAAUAAAGGCCAACAGAUAGGGGACGCCGGCAAAAUCAGUUGGAGAGGUUGAGGGGCCAAUAACCUCUGGCUGCAGAAUCACUGCAAUCUGGCCUGUGUUUGCUGAUGAUAAUGCGCCUUUCCAAAGCCCUGAUAGACAUGGAGAUGGCAGAUUAUAGUGCGGCUUUAGACCCGGCAUACACGACUCUGGAGUUUGAGAACAUGCAAGUCUUGGCAAUAGGCAACGACACCUCCCCUUCUGAUGCAGCAAACCUCAAUGCGUCCAACAGCAUCGGGGCCAGUGCGUUGUGUGCCAUUUGCGGAGAUCGUGCAACAGGGAAACACUAUGGGGCCUCCAGCUGUGACGGCUGCAAAGGGUUUUUCAGGAGAAGCGUCAGAAAGAAUCACAUGUAUUCCUGCAGGUUUAACAGGCAGUGUGUUGUAGACAAGGACAAAAGAAACCAAUGUCGGUACUGCAGGCUAAAGAAAUGUUUUCGAGCAGGAAUGAAGAAAGAAGCUGUACAGAACGAACGCGACCGAAUCAGUACUCGGAGAUCCAGCUAUGAAGACAGCAGCUUGCCAUCCAUUAACGUUUUACUGCAAGCAGAAGUUCUCUCACAACAGAUAUCAUCGUCACCAAUUUCAGUGAUCAAUGGCGAUAUCAGAGGGAAGAAGAUCGCAAAUAUUGCAGACGUCUGCGAGUCCAUGAAGCAGCAGUUGCUAGUGCUAGUGGAGUGGGCCAAGUACAUCCCAGCCUUCUGUGAGCUUCCUCUGGAUGAUCAGGUGGCUUUGCUACGGGCCCAUGCAGGGGAGCACCUGCUACUGGGAGCUGCCAAGAGGUCGAUGGUGUUCAAAGACAUCUUACUCCUAGGAAAUGACCACAUAAUCCCCCGUAAUUGUCCGGAGUUGCUGGAGAUUAGCCGUGUGGCUGUACGCAUCCUGGAUGAGCUAGUCCUCACAUUCCAAGAGUUGCAGAUUGAUGAAAACGAAUACGCAUGUUUGAAAGCCAUCAUCUUCUUUGAUCCAGAUGCUAAAGGGCUGAGCGACCCCAUCAAGAUCAAGCGAAUGCGGUACCAAGUUCAGGUCAGCCUGGAGGACUACAUCAAUGACCGGCAGUAUGAUUCACGGGGACGCUUUGGGGAACUCCUCCUCCUCCUGCCCACCCUCCAGAGCAUCACUUGGCAGAUGAUUGAGCAGAUCCAGUUUGUUAAGCUCUUUGGCAUGGCCAAGAUCGACAACCUUCUGCAGGAGAUGCUGCUAGGAGGGUCAUCGAGUGACACUCCUCACGCUCAUCACCAUGCUCUUCACCCGCACCUUAUCCAGGAGAACCUGGGGACAAACGUCAUUGUGGCCAACACAAUGCCUGCUCAGAUGCACAAUGGGCAGCUGUCCACUCCCGAAACUCCCCAACCUUCUCCACCCGCUGGCUCAGGAGCUGAACAAUACAAACUGCUUCCUGGGGCCAUUGCAACUGUGGCCAAGCAGCCUAGUUCAAUCCCUCAACCUGCCAUCACGAAGCAAGAGGUCAUCUAGCAUCCAACCAAAUGAAUGUAUCAGAUGCCACAAAGACCACGAUGAGGGAGACAAACCCUUUCUCAUUCCCAUUUUGAUCACUCUGGAGGUUGAAUAUUCACAGAGGCAUCCCAGGACACAAAUGCAUCAAACUGUUAUUUGGAAAUUGGAUGGGGAGAAAGUCAUCUUCCCCCAAACUGACUCUGCCUGCGGCUGUGGAGAACAUCAUUGCAGAACGUAUGAACUAAGCUUGGUGGAAGGUCUUUAUCCUAUAGAGCCAAACCCCAAAUUUCAAGGUGACUAUUUCAAAAAUUGCACUGACAUGCUUUUUUUUCAUCACUGCCACUGAGUUACACAAUGUUAUUGUGUUUAUCAAAUCUUAACUUUUUUUUAUUUAAAAAAGGCAUCUGAAUGAAAUGAAAGGGAGGGGUGAACACCUUCACUGCAGGAUCUCUAAAUAGCUACAAGCCCUCUCGUGACAAUCCCAGGCAGGCAUGGUGGUCCACACUAAGGAAGAGGCAGAAAGUUUGACCCGGAUGUUGCAGAACUACAGCCUCUUUAUUGCCUUCUCCACAGUUCCACUGCCUUGGGGCAGUAGCAGAAGCAGGGGCCAGGACUAGAUGCUUCCAGUGAUCUUCAGAAACAAACAAAAUUCAGUGGCCAAAGUAGUUGGCGGUGCUUUUUCCACCUGAUGACUGGUGAUUUCUAUGAGGAAGUAGCAGCUUGUUUGAACAAAGCAUUGGCUUGCUGGAUCAGACCAAGAUCCAUCCAGUCCAGCAUUCUCUCCUUCAAACAGCCAGAUGCCUCUUGGGCUCACAAGUGGCUCAUGAAAGUGGAUGGUCUUCUCUUGGCUAUGCUCUUCUUUUCACGUGCAUUGUCUCUGGACAUGGAGGUCCCAUGUCUGAUAAAGUAGUCCUCCUUGGAUUUGUCUAGUCCUUGUUGAGACAAUAAGAUUUACCUUGCUGCAACAGAGCCAAGGGUCCCUUUAUUUGAGGGGAUGCCUGUACAGUGGUACCUCGACUUACGAACGACUCGACAACCGAAUUUUUCGACUUACGAAUGGGGCAAAUGGCCGCACGCUUACAAAUUUCUCAACAUCCGAACGGAAACCACGGCGGUUUUAGAUAGGGUUUUUUCAACUUACGAACUUUUAAAUGGGGUUGCUUCGACUUACGAAUUUUUCCGUUUCCAAUGCAUUCCUAUGGGAAAUCACGUUUCCAAUGGCGCUUUUCGACUUACGAAUUUUUCGACCUACGAAGGUGCCUUUGGAACGGAUUAAAUUUGUAAGUCGAGGCACCACUGUAUGUGGAAGUGAUACACAGAUGUCAGUUUCAAUGUCAUCCUUCAUUCAACAGAUAAUUCAGUUGCAUUAAUGAUGCCGGAUUCCUCUGCUUCAGUGAAUCUCCUAAGCAAGCGACCCACUGCCAGUCUCGUCCAUUUCUCGUCCCUAUUAAUAAUGAUCCCAGGUGCUACAUUGUUGGGAAUUAUGGAGAACAAAUGAGGCAAAGAUCUGAGGGAGACGCAGGUUCAAGGGUGGCACCAGCGAACCUUUCUCCUAGGCCUAGGGCACUGCCAAAGAGGUUGAUAAGCCAGGGCGGCAUGGGCCAAGGGCACUUUUUGCCAGAAUUCACGCUGACAGAACUGUGAUGCAAACCAUCUCCUCUAGAUGCAAAGUUUCCUACCUGAUCUUAAGCCCUUGCUGCCGUGCCCCUUGGGUAGUAUUCCCAGUUGUGAGUGGCAGCCAUCUUGAUGCACCCACUGUGUGUGGCAGCUCAUAGGAACGCAACACGGACUGCCGUAUACAGACCACCGGCCUCUCCAGCCUAGUAUUAUGCUGCAAGCCUGAUGCAGACAUCUUCCCCAAUACUACAGCUAGAGACCCUUUUAAGUAGAGAUGUUGGGAAUUGGACCUGAGACCCUCUGAAUGCAAGGCAUGUGCUCUGCUACUGAGUCAUCGAUCCUCCCCUAAACACAAGAAUUGGGGACCUCAUUCCAAUGAAUAUACAGCUGACAAUCUUUUAAAAAUGCCCUAGAUCCGAUGAUAUUUCAAAAGGAAACUAACUUACCUUCCCAUUUUAAUAGUAGUAGUAGUAAUAAAUUUAUAUUUAUACCCCGCCCUUCCCAGUUUAGAAACCAGGCUCAGGUUUCUGAUUAAAAACGACUUUAAAAACAGCUUAAAAACAGCAUAAAAUACAACAUCAAUGUAGCAUCGCCAGGGCUAAGUGGCCAAGUUAGUCCUGCUCAGGCCAGCAAGGAGACCAGGGAAGAGUUUUAAUGUGAGGACCCAGAAGGGUUUCUUCAUAAAAAAAGGGAAGGGGGAAAGGAACGGGGGAUCAGGCUAAAUUGAAAGCCAGAUGGAAUAACUCUGUCUUACAGGCCCUGCGGAAGGAGAUCAAGUCCCGCAGGGCCCUAGUCUCAUGGGACAGAGCAUUCCACCAGGUCGGUGCCAUCACUGAAAAGGCCCUGGCCCUUGUAGAGGAUAAUCUGGCUUCUUUAGGGCCUGGGACCCUUAAGCUGUUAUGAUUUGUGGACCUUAGGGUCCUCUGCGGGGCAUACCAGGAGAGGCAGUCCCGUAAGUACAAGGGUCCGAGGCCGCAUACCUCAGCAAACAUGAGGGCUCGGACUCAUUCUGUGUGAGGAUAAUUUUUAAAUUCAAUCUAAGCAGUUAGGCCAAAAGCAGGGGUCAGCAAACUUUUUCAGCAGGGGGCCGGCCCACUGUCCCUCAGACCUUGUGGGGGGCCGGACUAUAUUUUGAAAAAAUAAUAAUGAACGAAUUCCUAUGCCCCACAAAUAACCCAGAGAUGAAUUUUAAAUAAAAGGACACAUUCUACUCAUGUAAAAAUACCAGGCAGGCCCCACAAAUAACCCAGAGAUGAAUUUUAAAUAAAAGGACACAUUCUACUCAUGUAAAAAUACCAGGCAGGCCCCACAAAUAACCCAGAGAUGAAUUUUAAAUAAAAGGACACAUUCUACUCAUGUAAAAAUACCAGGCAGGCCCCACAAAUAACCCAGAGAUGCAUUUUAAAUAAAAGGACACAUUCUACUCAUGUAAAAAUACCAGGCAGGCCCCACAAAUAACCCAGAGAUGCAUUUUAAAUAAAAGGACACAUUCUACUCAUGUAAAAAUACCAGGCAGGCCCCACAAAUAACCCAGAGAUGCAUUUUAAAUAAAAGGACACAUUCUACUCAUGUAAAAAUACCAGGCAGGCCCCACAAAUAACCCAGAGAUGCAUUUUAAAUAAAAGGACACAUUCUACUCAUGUAAAAAUACCAGGCAGGCCCCACAAAUAACCCAGAGAUGCAUUUUAAAUAAAAGGACACAUUCUACUCAUGUAAAAAUACCAGGCAGGCCCCACAAAUAACCCAGAGAUGCAUUUUAAAUAAAAGGACACAUUCUACUCAUGUAAAAACAUGCUGAUUCCUGGACCGUCCGCGGGCCGGAUUUAGAAGGCGAUUGGGCCGCAUCCGGCCCCUGGGCCUUAGUUUGGGGACCCCCUGGGCCAAAGUCACGCCGACAUCACAUGUGAUAUAUGUUGCCUACUGUGUAAUUUUGUUGGCAUUUAAAACACAGCUGAGAAAUGCCAUUAUCUGCACACUGAAACACACCCCAGGGGCAUGUUUACACCAUCAGUUAUUCUCAGUUAAGAAGCCCUGAUUUUUCAUCAAACUGAUUUAUUUAGCACAUUCAAGGAGCAAGUAAGAAACUGACAGCUGAAAGAGAAUCAAAGGCUACUGAAAAGAUCAGGGGCUCGUGAUUUGCCUCUCUUUUAUCUCAGGAUAAGCAUAACAAUAGUUGAAUUCUUCUCUGAUGAGUAAAAUUUCCUGUUUCUUGGAGAUGGCAGGCAUCAUCCAUAAGACAAUUUCAGAGAUGCAAGAAUCCCUAUGAGGUGACCUUCCCCUGCCCAGUGUUUAUAUGGUAAACUAUAGGGUGAGAUUACAAAUGCUUUUAAAGGAAACUUAAGAAUUGCCAGCCUUUUGGUGCUAGUGAGCACACUGGGAAUUUCGAGAAAGCGCUGUGGGUGCCAGUUGCAAAAUCCACAAGGGUGUGAAAUGUAACAAAAGCUGCACCCACAGCUAAAAGAGCAGAAAAAGAGGCAGAGCCACAAAGUAAUGUGCUGUUGCCCCUGCUCCAGUCAAUGGAAAAAUGCACCUCUAUCUGCCAUUGCCACACUCACAAAGGGAAGUCCUCUGAAGUCUCUUAAAUUUCAAACAAAUGGGAGGGUGGGUGACUAGUCCCGGCAUCCAAUGAAAUGUGACCAUGUUUAAAGGUAUGUGUUCGAUGUAGGAGAGGCAGGAAGAGCAAACGGUCCUUUGUGUCCUGGAUUUUUGAGGGGAUAUUUACUGAGACCUUCCAUAAACACCAUAGGAAGUUCAGGUGGACACACUAGUUGCCUGCAGAUACCACACUGGUGGCUCGUGGUGGCUGUUCCAUUUCAGAAACGCUCUCGUGAAAUGGCCCAGGGUGGCUGCUGAAAAUAUUUAUUAAUUUUAUAGAAAUAUUUCACUCCAGGGAGUACCAAAGCAAUUGACAACCACAAAAAAAUAACAAAGCAAUAAAUAAUAAAAUAUAUCAGUCAAAUAAUAUCACAGAAUCAUAGAAUUGUAGAGUUGGAAGGUACCCCCUAGGGUCAUCUAGUCCAACCCCCUGCAAUGCAGGAAUCUCACCUAAAGCAUCCGUGACAGAUGGGCAUCCAACCUCUGCUUGAAAACCUCCAAGGAUGGAGAGUCCACAACUUCCCAAGGGACACUGUUCCGCAAUCGAACAGCUCUUACUGUCAGAAAGUUCUUCCUGAUGUUUAGUUGGAAUAUCCUUUCUUGUAACUUGAAGCCAUUGGUUUGAGUCCUACCCCCCAGAGCAGGAGAAAACAAGCUUGUUCCCUCUUCCAUGUGACAACUCUUAAGAUAUUUGAAGUUGGCUAUCAUAUCUCCUCUCAGUCUUCUCUUAUCCUAAACAUACCUAGCUCCUUCAAGCGCUCCUCAUAAGGCUUGGCUUCCAGACCCUUGACCAUCUUGGUUGCCCUCCUCUGCACAUGUUCCAGCUUGUCAACAUCCUUCUUAAAUUGUGCCCAGAAUUGGACACAGUAUUCCACGUGUGGUCUGACCAAGGCAGAAUAUUACUUCCCAUGAUCUGGACACUAUACUUCUGUUGAUGCAAAAUAGCAUUAGCUUUUUUUUGCUGCUGCAUCCCACUGUUGACUCAUGUUAAGCUUGUGGUCCACCAAGACCCCUAGAUCCUUUUCACAUGCAGGGCCGGCUCUAGGGGUAGUCUCGGUGGCGCGGGGUACCAGGGCGCUGGGUCGGCAGGAGGGCGCUGCGCGGCAAAGCCGCACGGAAGCCAUGCUGUGCGCUGCGCCCGCCCACCAGGGCGAAGGCACCGGAGCGAUCUCCGCGCCACGGCGCCCGACCGGCUUGAGACGGCCCUGUUCACAUGUACUGCUAGUAAGCCAGGUGUCCCCCAUCCUAUAUCUGGUUCUUCCUUGCCUAAGUGCAGAAUCUUACAUUGGUCCCUAUUGAAAUUCAUUUUGUUAGCUUGGGCCCAGUUCUCCAAUCUGUUAAGGUCAUUUUGAAUUAUGAUUCUGUAUUCUACAGUAUUAGCUACCCCUCUCAGUUCGGUGUCAUCUGUGAAUUUGACCAACAAGGUGCUAAAAUCUAAAUCUGGCAAUAAUGGUCUGGAAAUGCCGAAGCAAAACAAUGACUUUUCAGAAGCAUGCUGGAAGCAUCUGACACUUGGUACCUGCCUAAUCUCCAUGGUGAGGAAGGUGCCACCACAGAGAAGGCUCUUUUCCUUCCCAUUGUAUGUGGUAUGGAGUUCACCAGUUGAACUUCUGCCUGCCAUGCAGACAACAGAGCCUCCUCUAUUGAAUGCCUUAUUCUCAACAUCCAGGAUUAAGUUUCUUCCUUCAGCUGUUUUUCUGACUUCUGUUCCAUGUGGCUACAUAUCAGUGCCAGAGCCUCCGUUUUCUCCCCAUCUGUCAUAGUGCACCAGGGAGUAGACUGCACUCGGUGUCCUUGUCUGUCCUGAGUCCUCAGCUGCAAACUGUUCCAGCCAGAGAAAGUUAAUGGAAAUAGAAUAAUUAAAGUCUCGUUCUGCAACACCAGAUAUGAUGCCUCUCGUUGUUAGGAGCCAAGGCAGCUAGCAAGGAAGGGUGUCUGAAACUUAUUUGGCGUACGUGCAGACUAGAGUAAAGUUUAUCUUGGGAUAACCACCUCCAAACAUGUACACAGUGCUAUAUUUCUAGAAAAAGAGGUGCCGGAACUCACCUUGUUUUCUUAUAAUGGCAAUGGCGCCCACCUGAGAGGUGCCAGAGCUGAGUCCCUGCAAGUUCCAUCUGAGAAAAAGGCCUGAGUGUACAGAUCUACUGAAGUGUUGGAUUUGGGAAAGAAGUUGUAAACAAGAAUCUUUUUCCCAGAGUCCAAAUUCAAUCUUCAUUAUCCAGUGAUGUCCUGCCCUCUUCUGCUUCCUCUUGCUGAAACCCUAAUAGAUACUGACAUUGUCCCUUAAUUUUACAGAAGAAACAUCCAAUUUAAUUUGUCCAGAAUGCAGACGGACCAUAAUAAUAUUCAAAUGUGGGGGCUGAAGGUCUGUAGCUCAGUGGGAGAGCACAUUCGUACCUUCCCCAGGUAGACAUGGAAAUGAUAUAUAUCAGAAAGCUUGGAGAACAGCUGUCGGUCAGUGUACACAAUACUGAAGCAGAUUGAUCAGUGACCUGAACUCAAUAAAAGGUUACCUUCCUCUGUUCCCUUGAAAGGAUGAGCACAGCGCUCUCUGCUGAUCAUCUGCUUCAUUAUCACAUGUCAUGGCCGAGAAAAGAAAGACCAACUUUCCAAAAAGGGCACUGACUGGGGAAUAGGACUGUUUGUGAUAAAUACUCACUGGUGGCUUUCAGGUUUUCUGUCUUUUGUGGAACCCCUUCUGCUAAGGAACUCUGUGUACAUCUGCCACUGAAUCUCUGUGUAUUGCAGAGGAUUUGAAGAAUGAGGUAACGCCCUAGGGUGCAAGCCGAGAUCAAAUGGGUUACACACUAGCCCAAACUGUUGGGGCUUUAAAGCACUGUUUGAGGCUAUUUGAAAGCUCUUUUGCAAACAGCCUGUGCUGCUCUUUGAACCUCUGGUUUGCAGGCAACCAAACUGAGCAGGAUUUCAGUCUUGCUCAUCCCGGUGCUUUGGCUGCAUGCAUCCAGUUCCCAAAAAUCAACACCCCCUGCACCAUCUAGCUGAUUUCACCAGUGCUAUUUUUCUAGAAAAGUGGUGCUGGAACUCACCACAAACACCUCCUUUGUUCUCUUAUCAUGGCAAGGGAGCCCACCUGAGAGGUGCCGGAACUGAGUUCGGCUGAAAAAAGCCCUGGAUGUUACCCCUCAUCAGAGCGAUGCCAGCUGAUUGGCAGAUGGGUUAAAAAAAAAAAAAAAAGCCUCACAGACCAA
Molecule: messenger RNA, 9868 nt
Organism: Zootoca vivipara (common lizard)
Lineage: Eukaryota; Metazoa; Chordata; Lepidosauria; Squamata; Lacertidae
Gene: HNF4A
Product: hepatocyte nuclear factor 4 alpha
Biological process (GO): regulation of DNA-templated transcription
Molecular function (GO): zinc ion binding; DNA-binding transcription factor activity; RNA polymerase II cis-regulatory region sequence-specific DNA binding
Source: RefSeq, a predicted model, not a curated record